Molecule: messenger RNA, 1638 nt
Organism: Striga asiatica
Lineage: Eukaryota; Viridiplantae; Streptophyta; Magnoliopsida; Lamiales; Orobanchaceae
Source: the annotation of a GenBank genome assembly
CCUUUUAUUUUUUAUUUUUGGCCUUGUAGACCAAAUCAAAUCUUGUAAAACCUCUCCGAGACAAACCCAAAUAUUCUACAGCCGGCGAUGGCCCUUCGUCGCUGCAUUUUCACGCCCAUGCGUUCUCCCAGCUCUCAUCUCGCCUGGCACAGCACUCUUUCCUCCUCCGCCGCCAAAUCUCCUCCUCUGCUCUACGACCACUCCAGCACCUCCGCCUUCCCGACCACCGACACACAAGAAUCGACCACUCUUCAGCUGUUCUCGUGGGGCCGCGGCGCCUCCGGCCAGCUCGGCGGAGGAAUCGAGGAACUCCGAAUGUACCCGUCGCCCGUCGCCACCCUCUCCGUCCCGCCCAAUUUCUCUCUCUGCCGCGCUACUCCCGGUCGUCUCUCCCAAUUUCCGGUAUCCAAUGAGCCCAAAAUGGAGGUGGGCAUCUCUUGUGGGCUUUUCCAUUCUGGUUUGGUGGUGGACGGGAAUCUGUGGAUUUGGGGCAAAGGCGACGGAGGCCGGCUAGGGUUCGGGCAUGAAAACCCAGUUUUUGUGCCCACUCUUAAUCCUAAUAUAGAAUCAGAUGUUGGAAGCAUUGCCCUUGGCGGGCUCCAUUCCGUUGUGCUCGAUGUUGAUGGCCGUGUUUUCACUUGGGGUUACGGUGGUUUUGGUGCCCUUGGGCAUUCUGUUUAUCACCGUGAGCUGCUUCCUAAAUUGGUCAAAGGAUCUUGGGAGGGACAAAUAUGUCAUAUUGCUACCAGCGGUACACAUACAGCUGCUAUCACUAAAUCUGGCCAACUUUAUAUUUGGGGACGAGAUGAAGGGGAUGGUAGAUUAGGCCUUGGCCCUGGUCGUGGUCCUGACUUUGCUGGCGGCAAUAGCACACCUUCUCAGGUAAAAGCAUUGCCUGAGCCGAUUGCUGCUGUUUCAUGCGGCGGCUUUUUCACGAUGGCACUUACCGAAGAAGGGCAACUUUGGAAUUGGGGUGCCAACUCUAACUAUGAGCUCGGUAGAGGUGACAAAAUUGGUGGGUGGAAACCCCAACCCAUUCCUAGUCUUAAAGGCAUUCGCCUGAUUCAGAUUGCUAGUGGUGGAUAUCAUUCUCUUGCCCUCACAGACAAAGGCGAGGUUCUUUCAUGGGGUCACGGUGGACAUGGUCAAUUAGGUCAUUCUUCACUUCACAGUCGAAAAGUGCCUGAACCUGUUGAAGCCUUAUCUAAUGAGAGGGUCACUUUUAUUGCUUGUGGAGGUUCAUCGUCAGCUGCUAUAACUGAUAAGGGGAAGUUGUACAUGUGGGGUUAUGCAGCUGAUAGUCAGCUAGGAGUCCCUGGGCUUCCUGAGAUUCAGUCAACUCCAGUCGAGGUCAAGUUUCUUAACGAGGAUGAUGGGCUCGGGGACCAUAUUGUAAUUUCUGUUGCUGUGGGGGCUUCGCAUGCAUUGUGCCUCGUUUCACGAUCUGGCCGCUAAGCAAGCAAAACGAAUGCAUGUUCUACUCCAAGAUUUUGGUUUUAAGCUGCGUAACGAAUGGCUAAAAAUAUUUAUAGGUCACUCAUGUGUUCGUUAUUCAUUUGCAAUAACUGUUUCUGUUAUUUUCCUUUUUUUUUCCACCUCCUUGAAACAAACUGUACAACCUUAACUUAAAUAAAAAAA